CACAUCUAAGGCUUUGGCAAGCGACUGUUCAAGACACGCCUACUCUUGCCUACGCCGCGGAUCUCAAGACUGUCGUGCACUGUUUGGCCUGGUUUUCGAGAAUCUAAAGAAACGAGACAUCAUGUUACAACGCUGAACGGACCCUGAGCGAAAGUCUUUACCGCCCGGGCGGUCUUGAGUAGAAAUUGACGUUAUCGUCGGUGCUUUGGAGGUUUUGAGAUUAUACGAGAUGUCUCGUCAACCUGUUGUGGAGUCUCCGAGUCGUGCUUCGCGAAGGUCCUUGCUGGGAACCACGAAGACGACUCUCAUCCGUCGUAUCCAGAGCCUGAGUCUAACUGAUGUUGAGGAGCAACCGACGGAUGAAGAUUCCUGGGGUCCUCUAGGAUUGACACUACUUCAUGAGCCUUCAGAACCAUUAAUCGAUUUCAUUUUCGUACACGGUUUGGGCGGUGGCUCAAGGAAGACAUGGAGCAAGACAUCGAAUUCAGCCCAUUAUUGGCCCAAGGAAUGGCCACCUACGGAGCCCCGAUUCAAGAACGUUCGCAUACAUUCGUUUGGCUAUAGUGCAGUAUGGAAAGAGAGACAUGCCAGCAUGUUAACCAUACAUGACUUUGGCCAGGCGCUCCUAUCUGAUGUCAGGAACUCUCCUCUUCUGUGCCACAGCGACACGCCAAUUGUUCUUGUGGGACACAGUAUGGGUGGUCUCGUCAUCAAGAAGAUGCUGCUGCUCGCGAAGCAGGACCCCGCAGCAUCGAAUAUUGCUGCCCGCAUACACACUCUCUUCUUCCUCGCAACUCCUCAUCGUGGGUCAAACCUGGCAAAUACACUCAACAACCUUCUCAAACUCGCCAUCGGCCACGGUCCCAAAUCCUACGUCGAUAACCUGUAUCCCGACUCCGAGGCAAUAACUGCCAUCAAUGAUCAGUUUAGACACGUGUUUCAAGGCAUAAAUCUCUACUCCUUUUUCGAGACCAUGCCCACAGCUUUGGGUCUCAUUGUUGAAAAGACAUCCGCCGUUCUCGACCUGCCGGGGGAGCAGAUUUCCCAUCUCAACGCCGACCAUUCCCAAAUGUGUAAAUUCGACACGCCGAACGACAGCAACUACACGCGGCUGAGGGACGCAUUCGUGGCGAGCAUAUCGUUGAUAGAAAAGACAUGCCUAGCACCUCGUUACCAGCGGCGCAACGAUGAUGUUGAGAAGCUGACAGCGUGGCUCGGAGUAAAGGAAAGCCCGGAGACAGACGUCGCAAACAUCAUAGAACAUCAAAGUCAAGGAUCUUGUGCCUGGUUAACCGAGAAAGAUACGUUCCAAGAGUGGCUUGUAGACGGAAAUGGAUUUUCGAGGUUCUACUGGUUGAGUGGCGAGCCGGCGACAGGCAAAUCAACCCUUGCCGCUCAUGUGGUGAACUACCUUGAGCAUUCCAACAAAGAUUGCUCUUACUUCUUCUUCAGAAAUCUUCACACUGGAAAGUCCACUGUUGCGGACAUGCUGCUCUCACUGGCAGUUCAGAUGGCCCGCACGAACACGACGAUUCGCGAAAGACUGCUUGAAAUGCACGACAGUGGGACUCUUGACCACCAGGACGAACGUUCCAUCUGGAGAACCCUUUUCGUAGGUCGCAUUCUUCGAAUCUCGUUUCAGCAACUACAUUACUGGGUUAUCGAUGGCCUUGACGAGUCAUCUAACCCCGCAGCUUUCUUUCCACUAGUCGCCAAGAUCGAAAAGCAUAUCCCUUUACGAAUCUUCGUGACCAGCCGUCCGUCGCUAGUCUUCGAACGAGCGUUUUCGCGCGAAAACAUAUCAAGCCUGAGGGUGGCAGAGACCAUUCCCUUGGAUGCAACCAAAUAUGAUAUCGGGCUUUAUCUGAAUGAGCAUGCAUCAUAUUUCCUGGCUGAGAGUGAAGCCGAAAGGGAGGCCUUGGUCCAAACUAUCUUGGACAUGUCGAAUGGCAAUUUUCUUUGGACGGACUUGGUGGUCAAGAAGAUUGAGAAUGCUGUCAGCCAAGAGCAAGUCCAAAACAUCCUCAACUCCGUUCCAAAAGAGAUGGAUGAGCUGUACAGUGAGAUAACAACCAGCAUUAUGGCAUCCUCAGAGACUGGGCUUAUCGCGAAGGCAAUUCUACGAUGGACCUUAUGCUCAAUGAGACCGUUGUUUGUUGAUGAGUUGAGGGAGGCUCUAAGGCUCGACAUUAGAGAAAAUCUGAACCAACUGGACAAGACAGCUGGCACGAUCUGUGGAAAUCUUAUAUACGUCGAUCGGGAUUCGCGUGUCCAAGCUACCCACCAAACCGUUCGAGACUUCUUCUUUAAUCACAUCAAAGGAGGUUCAGAUUAUGGAAUGUCUAGGGAAAGGGAGCAUUUCAGAAUUGCCGAAAUAUGUCUCUCAUACUUGGGCAGCACGGAUAUGAAGCCCCCAAGAUUCCGUCGAGCGAAGUCCCUCGCUCAGAAAAAGGAGCCCAAAAGGUCUUCGUUCUCCUCUUACGCCGUCACGUUCUUCUCGGACCACAUUGCCCGAUCAACAUCGUCUAGCUCAACAUUACUUACAUCUUUGGACGACUUCCUCAUGAGCAAUUCUAUGGCAUGGAUCGAGGCAGUAGCAAAAACAAGCGAUCUAUCGCCUUUGACACGAACGGCAAAGAAUGUCAAAGCCUACAUGGAUCGAAGAGCGAAAUAUGAAUCGCCCUUGGGGAGUGAAGUUCAGAAUGUCCUGGCCUGGGCGAAUGACCUUGUUUAUCUGGUGGCACAGUUCGGAAAGACACUUGUGGCAAGCCCGCAAGCCAUCUAUCAUCUGAUCCCGGCUGUUUGCCCGAAGAAGUCGAUCCUGUUCAGAGCAUUUAAAGGACACCCUCGUGGCCUUCAAGUGGUAGGACUCGAGCAAGAUGACUGGGAUGAAAGACUCGGCUGCAUCGUCAUUCCUGAUACACAGAUACUAUCCAUUGCAUGUGAAGGGAACAAUUUCGCACUUGGGACUGCAAAUGGGAAAGUGAUCAUCUACGACGAAUCGACUUUCCAAGAAAAGAUUCAGCUGCAACAUGGCGAGCCAGUUCGACGGCUAUGUUUCGGUACGACAUACGAACGCAUUGUAUCUCAGGGGAGAAAGCUUAUCAAGUCCUGGGACAUAGCGACUGGCAAACAAGUCUGGACUUUCCUGACUAGGGACGAACCGCUCUCGUUGUCAUUCAGUGAAGAUGAGAAGCAGUUGUAUACUGCAACGAGGGCCAACUAUGCCUUGGUGAUAGACAUCGAUACAGGGAAGAGAAUCGACAAAUUUGCCUUUGGGGAUUGGAACGAGAGCCAGCGACAAUAUCACAAAUACCAAAAGUCGCCAAUGCAUGCAGACUUCAUGAUGAACUUGGGACUACUGGGCGUAACAUAUCGACUCAGACCUGUGACAUUUUGGGAUCUUGAAGAGCAAGAAUUUGUCGGACAUUUCACUCGCUCGACCAACUCCUCCUCGUUGGAGCCUUACAUUCAUGCAUUCUUAUUCAAUCCGAACCCAGAGAUCAACCUAGCGGCAGUGAGCUACCAAGAUGGUUCCACACAUGUCUUUGACCCAGAGAUACAGAAAACGCAAGCCAUCGCACAGACAGACGCGUCUGUGCUGGCGGCUUCUCCGGACGGUACUGUUCUUGCCGUCGGUAGCGGAAACGGUUUCAUCAAGCUGUACGACUUUGAGACCAUGAAAUUAUUGCAUCAGACUUUCGUCAGCCAGAGAGCGAUCCGAGCGAUCACCUUCAAUAGUUCUGGACAGCGUCUAUUUGAGGUCAGGAGCAACACCUGUAGCAUUUGGGAACCAUCCGCACUGGUUCGACGUAACGACAACACCAACGAUGAUUCUAGCAUCGACAUCAGCGACCGGGUAUCUCAGGCAGCUCCGAUGAGCAUUGCAAAAACAAUCGACAAUGAGAAGGCCAUCACGGCACUGGUACCUCAUCACGACGGCGAAUGCAUCUUCUGUGGUCGUGGAAAUGGAUCAGUUGCAGCCUACUCGGCGAAAUCCGGAAAGAUGGCACAAGAGCUAUUUCAUGACAGCAAAAAUGUGACUGUGGACUUUCUGGACUGGAACAAGUCACGAGAUCUGUUGAUCGUUGCAGACAGGUCUGGUCAAGUGUAUGUCCGUACGGUGCAAAAGAACAGUGCUGGCGCCUUCUCGUCAAAUAAGUUGUCUCUGAGUGUACGGUGUGAGGGUGUGAUUGAUCAAAUCCUCGUCAAAGCCGACGGAGAGAAAAUGCUCAUUUCCACGGCUGACAGCCUCGAGGUUUGGGACCUCAUCUCUGCUGCAAUGGUCAGUAGACAUGGUUUUGCAAAGCCAAGUCUACCCCGGAGAUUGGCGAAUCACCCAGACAAUGAGACGAUCAUGUGUUUCGAAGGCACAUCUUGCCAACUUUGCACGUGGGCGACCAUUGAAGAUCUGUUCUCUACUGACAAUCCUGGCACCGAGUUUCUGGCGAUCGUCGAUCCCAAGUUAAGCCCCAAGGGAAAUGUCAUAAUGGCCGUUGAGGACGAGAUCGCCAUUUUUCACAAUGGUCUCGACUUUGAAGAGAAGGUACCGGUAUGA
Diaporthe batatas is the source of this 4558-nucleotide messenger RNA. RefSeq lists its product as uncharacterized. Bases 230 to 4558 code for a protein of 1442 amino acids. Lineage: Eukaryota; Fungi; Ascomycota; Sordariomycetes; Diaporthales; Diaporthaceae. Gene Ontology annotation, molecular function: protein binding; hydrolase activity, acting on ester bonds. The record is from RefSeq and is a predicted model, not a curated record. The transcript is spliced from 3 exons.